Molecule: messenger RNA, 3604 nt
Organism: Diorhabda carinulata
Lineage: Eukaryota; Metazoa; Arthropoda; Insecta; Coleoptera; Chrysomelidae
Product: high affinity cationic amino acid transporter 1-like
Exons: 12
Coding region: 231-1988 (585 amino acids)
Biological process (GO): amino acid transport; transmembrane transport
Cellular component (GO): plasma membrane
Molecular function (GO): amino acid transmembrane transporter activity
Source: RefSeq, a predicted model, not a curated record
AUAGUUUCAAUGGCAUUCAAACGGAUAGCCAUACAUUUGCAUACUGUCAAUACUCUCCAUUUUUGCAGUGUACAGCACUGACCAAUAAAUAUAACAUAAUCAAAACUCGUUCCGUAGAACGGUAUAUCAGUGGGUAUUACACAGAACGUGAGGUUGGUUGGUGUUCGGUACUUGUUAGUUUAUUAUUGAGAAAAUGGUGAUUUGUUAAGCAAAUUAUAACAUUAAGCAAGAUGGUAUCAAAGUUGUUGACAGCAAUAACUCGAAAGAAAAAACUAGAUGCAGAAGAACCAAAAACAAACCUAGCAAGAGUGCUUUAUUUACUUGAUCUUGUAUUGUUAGGAGCUGGAUCUACCUUGGGUUUAGGAGUCUACAUUCUUGCAGGAUCAGUAGCGAAACUUUAUGCAGGUCCUGCAGUAUCCAUUUCAUUUUUAAUAGCAGCUGUUAUAUCAUUAUUUGGAGGUUUAUGCUAUGCUGAGUUUGCUGCAAGAGUUCCUCGGACUGGUUAUGCAUAUGCCUAUUGUUACGCGGGAGUUGGUGAAUUGGUAGCAUUUAUUGUAGGAUGGAAUCUACUCUUAGGAGCAGUACUAGGUGCUUCUAGUGUGGCAAGUGGAAUGAGCAGUUAUUUAGAUACUUUGGUAGAUAGAAAAAUAUCAACAACUUUAAGAUAUUGGUUUCCAAUGGAUCUUCCAUAUUUGGUCUCUUCACCCGAUUUUUUGGCGCUUGGAAUAAUUAUGUUACUCACAGUACUUUUAUCCGUUGGAAUGAAAGAAUCGUCAAUAUUCAAUAAUAUUUGUACCGCUUUAAACUUGUUCACCAUCUUGACAGUCAUAGUGGCAUGCACAAUCAAAGCGGAUAUCAAAAAUUGGAAAAUUGCAGUAGACCAAAUAGCACCGAAGUAUAAAGAAAAAGCAGGUAGUGGUGGAUUCUUUCCUUAUGGUAUAAGUGGUGUAAUAGCUGGAACUCCGAAUUGUUUCUAUGGUUUCACUGGCUUCGACGCUUCUGCGGGAUGCAGCGAGGAAGCUAAAAAUCCAAAAAGGGAUAUACCACUCGCUAUUCUGAUCACUUUAUUUUUAGUAUUUGUGGUUUACUUCACCAUCUCAACAGUUCUAACAUUGGCCUGGCCAUAUUAUCUACAGAGUGAAGAAGCACCCUUUACUUAUGUCUUUGAUCAAUUUGGUUGGGUAGAAGUGAAAUGGAUUGUAACCGCAGGAGCAGUUUUUGCGUUGUCUUCCAGUGUUUUUGGUUCUAUGUAUUUUGUUCCAAGAAUAUUCUACGCUAUGGCUGAAGAUGGAUUGAUUUUUAAAUUCUUAGCCAACGUUCAUCCCACUACCAAAACUCCUCUGGUAUCCACGGUUUUAUCAGGGAGUAUCGCAGGUAUACUUGCUGCAUUCUUAAAACUAGAAGCAUUAAUGGAUCUUAUGACGAUUGGAGCAUUUUUUUCUUAUAUUGUAGUAGCUGCCUCCGUCAUAGUCUUAAGAUAUGAAAAUAAGCAAACUGUAAUGGAAGUGGCAUCAGGGCAAGAUUUUUACGUACACAGUAAGCAGCAUUAUUUGGAAAGCCUAUUUAAUAUUAGUAAAAGUAAAGUUCCUACAAAAACCACAUCGAUUGUUGUAAAUAUAAGUGCGAUGUUCUUUACUAUUAUAAGUGCGGUAUUCUGCAUAAUAAUAAUCAAUGAUUCGUUCUUUUCUUCCAAAAAUAUGCAGUACAUAACUUGUUCAGCGGCUCUAUUACUAAUGAUUAUAAUAAUGUUGGUAAUAUUUAGGCAACCAGAAUCCGAAGCGAAGAUAUCGUUCAAGGUUCCAUUAGUACCCUUAAUACCAUGCCUUAGCAUAUUAUUUAACUUAUAUUUGAUGAUGCAGUUAAGUUUGUUUACGUGGAUGGGAUUUCUGGGCUGGAUUGGAAUAGGUUGCGUCGUCUACUUCUUUUAUGGAAUUAAACACAGCGUAUUAAAUAAAGAAGAAGGAAGUAGAGAAGAAGUCAAAAUUUAAUUAGGGAAUAAUUUGUAUUUACAUUAUAUGCGUUAUUCUAGUCAAAAGUAAUAGUCAUCGAAAAAUGAUAAAAGCAUUGAAAUUAGAUCAACGUUUACUUGUCAGAGUUAACUGUACACGGGAUAAUUUUCUUUUUUUAUCCUAAGUGUAUCAAACAUAACUUUUCACAAUAAAUAUAUAGUCUAUAGCUAAUACGUUUAACUGGCGAAGCAAAUUAUCUGACUGAAAGUAAUAACAAUAAGUCGUCACACACUCUUCUAUAAUAGAUAUUUACUAAAACAUAUCCGUUUAUACAGAAAUCGGUAUAAUACAACAAAUAUACAUUUUAAGAGAAAAAAAUGCAGCUUCAAAAUGAAUUUAUUAAAAAAAAUUACAAAAGGGAUUCGAAAAAGGAUUACAGUAAAUGUUCAAAUUGAUACCCAUUUACGGCAACGUUUUUCAACCGCGAGGCAUGCUAAGAGCUUCAAAUUCUUCUUUAAUUGCAGUUCGGAAGUCGGUAAGGGCGGGUGGUCCCCUCGCAAAAUCUCGGUCCUUGAGAAGGCACUACAGAGAGAAAUUACAGGGUGUCACGUCACAUCACCGUGCAAGCCACUCAACGAAUCUUUGUCUGUUUAUCCAUUAUCCAAAAGGAACAUCCCGCACACAUAAAUGAAGGAUGUUGACGAGUGUUGGAUCGCUGUCCACUUAUCCACGCAAAUCUUCGAGCAAUUCCAGAUAACUUUGGCCCUACACGUGACCCCCAAAAAAGUACGAACCCACGAGACCUCCAGCAUGGAUACCUGCCGAUUUUUUUUUUUUUCGAGAACGUUACCUGACUUAUGGCCGACCUCUGUAGUAUAGUUUUGUAGUAUGCCAACUUCACCUUUUAUCUUCAGCAAACUGUAACUAUAAGGGUAAAUAAACAAUAAAAAAGAAAAUUCGAUUUACAAUGUAUUAAUAUAAAUUUAAAACUCGGUUUUUCGUCAAAAAAACUGAAGUAAAUGGUGUUCAAAAAUCACUAAAGAUAUAUGUGCGGUCUCUUGUUGUUCUGAUAAAAAUCUAUAAUGUUCUAUUCACCGUAAACCGUUAAACAUUCCAAUUAUUUUUUCCAUAUAUUUAUAAACGAGGUGCGAACCUUGAAAUAUAUAUUUAAGAUCGAAAUAAUGCGUAGUUUAUUAAUGAAAAUGAUAAAAAUGUGAAUAUUAUAUCAUAGUAGUAAAAGUAAAAUGUUUUCAAACAACCCUUGUAAUAUGAGAAUUAGCUAAAUUCAUAUUAAGUGCAAUAAAUAGCACCAUCAUUUAGAAAGUUAAAUAAAAAAACUAGAGCCGGGAAAAAUCACCUAGGUUGGCAUCGUUGCAUAUUUUACCGCUCGCUUGACAACGUUGUAAAUAAAGUAUUAUACAUAAAAUAGUAAAAACAAUUUCUGAAUCAUUUGAUGAUAAUAGGCACUUUCAGUAAACCGCAGAAGGCUCAGUUAACUCUUCCUAGAAAAAGUUGAUCUGUUUAUUCUCAAUCAACUUGAACUACAAUGCAAUCCGUCCGUGGUAGUUGGAACAAAUUCGAACAAAAUGAUGAUUUUAUUAUGAUAUUUUUGUAAUCUAUUAAUAUUAAUUUAAUAAAGAACUGUUUUUAGUUGU